AUGGCUACCGCGGCUACCGCGCAGCUCAACCCUGCCGUCGGUAAUGGAUACGACACGAACGGCACCAACGGCGUGAAUGGCACGCAUAAUACCAACGGCCACGAUCACGCUACAAAGCAACGAAACUACGGCGGGAACCCUCUCGCACACAUUGGCACCAACAACACGGAUAUGCUCCCUGCAUUCGGCGGUCAAUUCCAGCCUGGUCUAUACAAGCAAUCCAAGAGAGAAUUCGCCAACCCUGCGCCACUAGGUCUCUGCGCUUUCGCCCUGACGACCUUCGUCCUGUCUUGCAUCAACAUGGGCGCUCGGGACCUUACUCAACCGAACAUAGUGGUCGCUCUUGCCUACGGCUACGGUGGUCUGGUCCAGCUGCUAGCGGGCAUGUGGGAGAUGGCUGUCGGCAACACUUUCGGCGCUACAGCUCUAUCAUCCUACGGUGGCUUCUGGCUCUCGUUCGCGAUCAUCUUGACGCCAGGCUUCCAGAUCAGGGCAGCGCUUGAGGAAGUGUCACCAGCGCCGUUUUACGACUCGUUCGGCAUUUAUUUAAUGGGCUGGUUCAUCUUCACGACAGUGCUGCUGAUUUGCACACUCCGAUCGACCGUCGCCUUCUUCUUGCUGUUCUUCUUCCUCGACAUGGCGUUCCUUAUGCUUGGCUGUUCUUACCUGCAGAAUGGUGGCGGACCAGAGGCACAUUACAACGAGCCUCUCCAUAAGGCGGGCGGUGCCUUCGGCAUCUUGGCGGCUUUCAUGGCUUGGUACAAUGCCCUGGCUGGUAUUGCGGACUCGAGCAACAGCUUCUUCGUCAUCCCGGUCGCCCACUUCCCCUGGUCUGACAAGGGCCGCAAGGAACGUGGGAAACCCACUCUGGCCGAGGAAAGGGGUGAGAAGACCGAAUAA
This is a messenger RNA of Coniosporium apollinis CBS 100218, 900 nucleotides long. RefSeq lists its product as uncharacterized. Gene Ontology annotation, cellular component: plasma membrane. Gene Ontology annotation, molecular function: acetate transmembrane transporter activity. The transcript has 4 exons. Bases 1 to 900 code for a protein of 299 amino acids. NCBI's taxonomy places the organism in Eukaryota, Fungi, Ascomycota, Dothideomycetes. The record is from RefSeq and is a predicted model, not a curated record.